Molecule: messenger RNA, 897 nt
Organism: Geodia barretti
Lineage: Eukaryota; Metazoa; Porifera; Demospongiae; Tetractinellida; Geodiidae
Source: the annotation of a GenBank genome assembly
AUGUGGCGUGCGGCUUCUGCAAAGAACUGCCAGAGGGGUUUCACCGGCUUCUGCACCAUCGUCAACCCCGGCUUCGCGGGUGGCGCGUAUGGAUAUGUGGCAAUGGGACCCUGGCGCGGCGGGCAGGCCGAGUACCUGCAAGUACCCCACGCCGACUUCAACUGCCUGCCCCUUCCUGCCGGCGACGUGUUCGAGUCCGACUUCGCGAUGCUCGCAGACAUAUUCCCCACCGGCUAUCACGGCGCGGAACUUGCUCAGGUCAGCCCAGGCGAGAGCGUCGCCGUCUUCGGCUGCGGCCCCGUCGGACUGAUGGCAGCUUAUAGCUGCGUCAUUCGGGGCGCGGCGGCAGUCUACGCCAUCGACCAUGUGCAGGAGCGUCUGGACAAGGCAAGCGAGAUUGGAGCAAUAGCCAUCAACUUCGACGACGGCGACCCGGUAGCGCAGAUAAGAGAGAUGCGCGGGGGCGACGGCGUGGACAAGACCAUCGACGCAGUGGGCUAUCAGGCAGCGGCGCAAGGCUCUUCAGCCGCCGGCGGCGAACAGGAGGAGGUGCCGAACGUCGUUCUGAACCAGAUGAUUGACGUUAUCAAUCCCACCGGAAUCAUGGGCAUCCCCGGCCUGUAUGUUCCGUCCGACCCCGGCGGAGUGGACGAGGGCGCAAAGCGUGGCUCGCUCUCCAUCAACUUCGGCAGACUCUUCGAGAAGGGACUUCGUCUUGGCACGGGCCAGUGCAAUGUGAAGCGCUACAACGCCUACCUGCGCGACCUCAUCGCCGCUGGCAAGGCUACCCCCAGUUUCGUGGUCUCCCACGAGGUGUCGCUCGACGAUGCCGUUGACGCCUACGACAAGUUCGACAAGCGCAUCGACGGCUACACCAAGGUCAUCCUGAACCCAUAG